UGACUGAGCUUGACGUUUGAUUGUAAGAACAGCUGCAUUUAGUUUAAAAUAAUAGCCUAGACGGUGUUAAAGUUACAUUAUAUUUUUUUCCCAAAGACAUUUUGCACGUGUAAUGGAGGUUGUAGGGGUUGUGCUGUGUUGCGUUAUUACUUUCCUUUGUCAGGUGUUUUCGUGCGCAUUUGCAGAGGAUCUCGUCUCUAUAAUGGACAGAAGAGCAGUAAUGUUCAGUGCAUAUGAUGAAAGCACAAGAGUUGAGCAUGUCUACAGUCAUGAUGAGGACAGUUACAGGAAUACUGCAGUGAAUGCAGCUUCACAGUUGCAAAUACCCUCUGGUCUUCUGGUUGUGGAGUUUCCAAGCCCUUCAUCGGGUCAAAGGAGAAGAAAGAGAGAGUGGGUUAUUCCUCCUUAUAGCAUACCUGAGAACGAGAGAGGUCCUUUCCCCAAAAAACUGUUCCAGUUAAAGGCAAAAAUAGACGGUGUACAUGAUGCAGAGAUACUCUACAGUAUCACAGGUGAAGGAGCAGAUAAGCCACCUGUGGAUAUUUUUAUUAUUAACAAAAUGACUGGGUAUCUUUUUGUGACUCAGCCACUGGAUAGAGAAAAAAAGGCAUUAUACGAGCUCAACGCUCGUGCCAUUUCAGAAGAUGGGAAAAAAUUUGCAUCACCCACAAACCUUACUAUCAUUGUAACUGACCAGAAUGAUAACAAGCCUGUGUUUACUGAAAAUCCUUUUAAUGGACAAGUUUCUGAAGCUGAGUCAAAAGGUUAUGAGUUUAUGACAGUCACAGCCACUGAUGCAGAUGAGCCAGAUAAUCACAAUUCCGAAAUCAGAUACAAAAUUGUCAGCCUACUUCCACCAUCACCAAAUCCAAACAUGUUUGAAAUCAACACUCUUACUGGAAGAAUUUAUGUGAAUUCGUCAGGCUUGGACAAAGAGCAAUGGCCCAAAUAUACUUUGUUAAUUGUGGUUGCUGACUUGGAAGGAGAAGGUCUGUCAACGACUGGCACAGCUGUUAUUAUUAUUACUGACAGCAAUGAUAACCCUCCUCAGUUUGAGCAAACUUCGUACAUCGCAUCUGUCCCAGAGAAUAAAGUAGGGCAUGAAGUGGUCAAACUAACAGUUACUGAUGGAGAUGAAAUUGGGUCACCGGCCUGGUCAACCAAGUAUCGGAUUAUUAGCGGUGACAAGGGUGGGUUUUUCAGUGUCACUACUGGACCCAGCCAGCUGGAGGGCAUCAUCAGCACUGUAAAGCCCCUGGACUUUGAGAAGACCAAGCAGUACAUUCUGUCUGUGAUUGUUGAGAACGAUGAUCCAUUUGUUGGUUCUUUGCCCACUUCCACUGCCACAGUCACAGUCAAUGUAGAAGAUGUGAAUGAACCUCCCGAGUUUAAUCCAAAGGAGAGGGUUAUUUUCAAACAGGAAAAUUUACCAGUCGAUAGCAAUUUGGUUGCUUAUACAGCCACUGAACCAGACACUGGAAAAUCACAGAAGAUAACGUAUAAAAUUGGCAAAGAUCCUGCUGGCUGGCUAAAUGUAAAUCAAGACACUGGGAUGAUUAAGGUCAAGAGUAUUAUGGAUAGAGAAUCUGCCCUAGUCAAAGAUGGCAAAUACAGAGCUAUCAUUUUGGCCCUGGAUGAUGAUGAUGAAAAUCCAGCAACGGGUACAGGAACCUUGGUAAUUGAAUUGGAGAAUGUAAAUGACAACGCUCCAAUUAUUAACGAAGGAAGUAUAGAGAUUUGCAAUCGUGAGGCCACAGUGCUUCUCUCUAUAACUGACAAAGAUGGACCUCCUUAUGCUGAUCCCUUUAGCGUUGAGCCCCAAGGACACACAAAGAAAAACUGGACUGCAUGGAUGAAUGAAACAAAAACUGGGAUUCUGUUGAUGCUUAAUUCUGUGUUGGAGCAGGGUAAUUACAAUGUUGUCCUAAGGGUUUAUGAUAAGAAUGGCAUGUAUCAGGACAACUCCAUUCAAGCAACUGUGUGCGACUGCAAAGGAGAUGAUUUUCUAUGUAAAAAAAUGGUGGCCGGGACCCCACUAUCGCUAUCCCUUGGAAUCCUGGCAGCCAUCUUGGCUCUGCUGCUGCUUCUUCUUAUACUUCUGCUGCUCAUGAGGAGGAAACCAAGUAGUAUAAAAAAGCCACUCCUUUCUGAAGAUGAUGACAUAAGAGACAAUAUUUGCUGUUAUGAUGAGGAAGGUGGUGGAGAAGAUGAUCAGAACUAUGAUCUGAGUGUGUUGCAUCGAGGCCUGGACAACAGACCUGAAGUGUUAAGAAACGAUGUGGCUCCUAUUUUCUUGCCUGCGCCUCAGUAUAGACCUCGACCAGCCAACCCAGAGGAGAUUUCCACAUUCAUUGGUUAUAAUCUGAAGACUGCAGAUGUAGACCCCACAGCACCCCCCUAUGACUCCCUCCUGGUGUUCGACUAUGAAGGCAGAGGCUCUGAUGCAGGUUCACUCAGCUCCCUGAACUCUUCCAGCUCAGGACACGACCAAGACUAUGACUUCCUCAAUGAGUGGGGCCCACGCUUUAAGAAGCUGGCAGACAUGUUUGGAGGAGGAGAGGAUUAAAAGUUUUUCUGUGUUAAAUACAACUUAAUGCAUUGACAAAUGUAAGUUGUUUUAAAUUGUAGAGUGUGUGAGAUUGUGCUGGAGGUUUAAAAGCAGAAUCCGUCUUCAUAUUCCCCCCAGUGUUAAAGGCAUAUUGGAAGUAUAAAAUUGCAAAAUAUGGGACAAUUGUUCCCAGCACUCUUUACUCAUACCCGACUUCAAAGAUUCAUUAUGUAAUUCAUGGUCUUUGUGCUUCUGCUUCUGCUACUAACGUCUGUCAGCCUAGGGCUUGCAUAGAAUAUUUGGGUAGUUCAUCCAUUAGUCGGCGCUGCUGGAAGUUAUCAAGUACUCCAGCAUUCAUUUACUAUAGGGCAUGAAAUCAAUACCAGUUCCCUCUAGGCCUGGAUCUACAUGGGUGCUAAAACAUGCUAAAAUGAAACCAAGCACACCCUCAGGUGAAGCUAAAAUUUCCCAGUGGGCACCUUGAUAUCAAUUUUACACAUAAUAUUAGUCAAGAUUUGAUCAAGAUGCUGUAACAUAAUUUUAAAUUCAGUUUGGAUGGCAAUUUCUUCCAGUGGUAUAUGUGUGAUAAGAAGUUAAUCCUGCACUGAAAUUUGUUUAAUGUAUAUGUAGGCCAGUAUGUUUGACGUUCAGUUAAUAUCAUAUCAAAAUCAGUUUGAUUUGCAUAUUUGACCUGUCUUUUGACUUCCAUUUUUCAACAUCAAUUGCCCACUGGGUUAGAAUAUUGGCAAAAACAUUUCUGGCAAAAGAUCCAGUGCGCAUUUGUAAAUAAGAUUUUUUUUUUUUUUUUCAAUCUUUUUGAGAUUGCAAUGAACUUAAAAAGCUUUUUAGCAAUUAUAAAGGGAGCAUUCUUUGUGUACUUUUUAGGCUAAUUCAUUCAGAAUUUGGCCAAAUCAUAUCUUGCUAUCUUUACCACCAAUUCAAAGAGUGAAGUAAUUUUUUCUUGGCUGCAACACUAUCACAAGGCAAUUAACAAGACUGCCUGCCUCCUUGUUUUGCUGAAGCGCUUGUUUUUCUUAACGCAAACCAGCAAACCAUGACCGUGAGUCCACGACCAAAGCCAGUAUGUGUCAGGAGGAUGAUGGCAGCAAAUAGACUGUGAAUUUUGUGUUAUUCUAUUAUAAAGUAUUUUGAAUCGGUUUAGUGAAGAUCUAAGUGAUGUGAUAUCUAUUAUUCAGGGGUGGGUUUACCAUUUUGGGGGCACUAAGCAAAGUUAAGACCUGAGGCCCCACAUGCCCUACCCUAACAUUACCAUUAACUAUUUUCUUCGAAUUACACAUAUUAAACAGAAUUAAGUGAUAUUAAAAAUCUGGCGUUUACUUCACUUUGAAACAUAAGUAAAAAAAAAAAAAAAGCUACAAUGUGCUGUUUUUUUCUUGCUCUUUUAAUUGACCGUUUAAGUUCAAAGAUAUAUUAAAUAAUUAAUACAUAAUUAAAAGCAAAAUGCUUUUUUUUCCUCUUGUGAAUACUCAGCUAUGGACAUUGAAUGACUUUGAAGUAAAUGCAGUGUUAUGCAUUUACCAGCUGUUUAAUUGUCUUUCCGUGGUUGAUUGAAUGUUCACAAGGCAUGAUACAUUUCAAUUAUUUGUACUGUGUCUUUCAAUAUACCUUCUGAUUCAGAUUUAUUUCAUGCUAUAACUAGUAAUAAAGUGGAAAGCGCUACCGCUUAAGCUCAGGCGACUACAAAGUUUUAAGCUUUGGCACACUUUUAGUAUUGCAUUUCUUUUCUUAUGUUUUCUUUCUUUUUUGAGCGCCGCAUGGAUAUGUGCUCUUCAUGGUUGUUUCUUACUACUUUAUCCGGACUGGUAAUAAAUGAGGUUAAAAUUAGUUAAUCGUUUGUGGCAAGCAGGCCUGCAGGGUCCAAUGCAUUUGCAUGGUGUUUAACACUACUGCUGUUAUUGCAUGCUCAUAUAUUUUCACUGUCAAAAACAUAGAUGUUAAAGUUACAUUGUUAUGUGUCAGUCUAUAACAUGCUACUUUGUGUGUGCUAAUACAAAAUGAAAUUAUUUUAAGUCAACAUAUGACAUACUUCAAAUGUGUGACUACACCUCAGAAAGGUGUGCAUUUGUUUUUGCUACUUUAUUACUAUCAUUUUAAUAAAAACUAACAAACUUUU
Messenger RNA from Onychostoma macrolepis, 4682 nucleotides. Its product is annotated as B-cadherin-like. Gene Ontology annotation, cellular component: catenin complex; plasma membrane; cytoplasm. The record is from RefSeq and is a predicted model, not a curated record. The transcript is spliced from 16 exons. The coding region runs from base 113 to 2566 and encodes 817 amino acids. NCBI's taxonomy places the organism in Eukaryota, Metazoa, Chordata, Actinopteri, Cypriniformes, Cyprinidae. Gene Ontology annotation, biological process: cell-cell junction assembly; multicellular organism development; adherens junction organization. Gene Ontology annotation, molecular function: calcium ion binding; cadherin binding.